CGUGCUAGCUUUGAACUUUAAAUCUAUAAAAAGUAUAAGUUUCUUUAAAGUUGUAGCUCUAUAAUUCUAUAACAUCCAAUAAUUAUUAUGUUUCUCACACUUUCCUUAUUGCUAAUUUUUGUACAACCAUUGGUAGCUGUUGUUCCCCAUGGAGUUACAAUAAAAGAACCAAAAUGCUGGUAUGUGGCAAAUCCGGGACCCUGUCAAGACUUUGUAAAAGUUUGGGGUUACGACUACCUAACAAAUCGUUGCAUUUUCUUCUACUACGGUGGCUGUGGUGGAAAUCCAAAUAGAUUCUAUACAAAGGAAGAGUGCCUAAAUACCUGUCGAGUGCACAGACCUCCAAACCGAAAGAAAAGGGAAAACGAUCCGGAGGAAGAGGAAGAAGAGGAGUUCGAGGAGGAUAUAGACGAUUGGGAUAAUUGGGAGAAAUCCGAGUUAUAAGAAAAGCUUUAAGAAGGGUAUUCAAAAAUCUUCUCAGUCAAGAUGCAAUCUUCUCAAGUUAGCUUUUGAUUCGCUGUGCAAACGCAUAAUUUCAGUUUGAAAGAAAGAACUUCCCGUCGA
This is a messenger RNA of Drosophila ficusphila, 564 nucleotides long. Its product is annotated as kunitz-type serine protease inhibitor textilinin-5. Gene Ontology annotation, molecular function: serine-type endopeptidase inhibitor activity. The transcript is spliced from 2 exons. NCBI's taxonomy places the organism in Eukaryota, Metazoa, Arthropoda, Insecta, Diptera, Drosophilidae. The record is from RefSeq and is a predicted model, not a curated record. The coding region runs from base 88 to 444 and encodes 118 amino acids.